Acanthamoeba castellanii str. Neff is the source of this 1089-nucleotide messenger RNA. Its product is annotated as FYVE zinc finger domain containing protein. NCBI's taxonomy places the organism in Eukaryota, Discosea, Longamoebia, Acanthamoebidae. The coding region runs from base 1 to 1089 and encodes 362 amino acids. Gene Ontology annotation, biological process: protein transport to vacuole involved in ubiquitin-dependent protein catabolic process via the multivesicular body sorting pathway; protein targeting to vacuole. The transcript is spliced from 5 exons. The record is from RefSeq and is a predicted model, not a curated record. Gene Ontology annotation, molecular function: metal ion binding; phosphatidylinositol-3-phosphate binding; ubiquitin binding. Gene Ontology annotation, cellular component: ESCRT-0 complex.
AUGGGGGCCGUCUACUCUUCGCCCCGCCGUGCCCAGCCCCAGGCUCCUCCCCACUUCCCCACCAAGGGCCUUGAGUUCGUCAAGCCCAAGCCCGAGCUUUCCCCCGUUAGCCCCAAGACCACCACCACCAACAAGAGCGCGCCCAUCUACAUGCCCUCGCAGAAGCUCCUGCAGUCCCUGGACACUCUGCCCGAGAACAAGGCCCAAAUGAUGACCGCCGCCAUCUCCACCUCGUGGACCAACGCCCUCAGCGACGAGGACCUCUCCUCGCGCUUCAGCCACCUCGUGACCUCCGAAGCCCUCAACCCGUGGUGGAAGCAAGACGCGGCGGCCUGCGAAUGCCAUGCGUGCAAGGCCAAGUUCUCGACCUUCAGGAGAAAGCACCACUGCCGCAGAUGUGGCGAGAUCUUCUGCUACGCGUGCACGAAGCAGCGCAUGUCGUUGCCCCACCUGAACUACGGCCGCACGCCGACGCUCAAGACCGGGAUCAUGGUCAAGUACUACGCCCAGGAGACGCACGGCCUGCGCUCGAAGAUCAUGCACAUGAAGCUCUCCUUCCAGGACGAGGACCAGCUCCGCCUGUCGUGGCGCUCGCUCGACCGCGUGGUGGAGACCACCUCGAUCGACUUCCACACCAUCAACGGAAUCAUCUCCGGUCCCUCCAACUCGUCCUUUGCCUCCCACGCUCUGCCUUCAACCGAAGAUGUGAUCGAGGACCUCUUCUUCACGCUGAAGCUCGAGGACGGCACCGAGCUCUACUUCGAAACCAUCACCCCUCUGCAGAAGAAGGAGGAGUGGAUCGCGGCGCUGCAGGAAUGCGUGCUCCAGUACCAGAACAAGGAGACGCGGAUUCGACAGGUCGCGCAGCUGCAGAACAAGCUCAACGCCAGCGACGAGGACAGCGACGACGAGGAGGACGUCGACAGCGAGGUUGAGACCGAGGAGGACCAGGACCAGGACGAAGACCUCAGCAACAUGGGCGGUCUGCCUUGCCUGGCGGUCACCUUCCCCGACGAGCUGAUGGGUCCCAACGGUUCCGCCGUCUCGACUCGUCGCGACAUCCUCAACCGCAGGAGACCCAGCUUCUAG